Molecule: messenger RNA, 471 nt
Organism: Lachancea dasiensis
Lineage: Eukaryota; Fungi; Ascomycota; Saccharomycetes; Saccharomycetales; Saccharomycetaceae
Source: the annotation of a GenBank genome assembly
AUGGUGCAAAUAGAUUACAUGCUCAUGAUUUCCAGGCAAGGUAAAGUACGUUUAAUGCGCUGGUUUUGUCCUUACAGUGCCAAGGAUAAAAAUAAGAUCUGUAGAGAGCUUACCACAACAGUUCUCUCUCGCAAGACCAAGAUGUGUAACAUAUUGGAGUAUCAAGAUCAUAAGGUUGUUUACAAGAGGUAUGCGAGUCUCUACUUUGUAUGCGGGAUCAACUCAGAUGCUAACAAUGAGCUUCUUACGUUAGAAAUAAUUCAUCGAUACGUAGAGGCCAUGGACACUUACUUCAACAAUGUGUGCGAGCUCGACAUUAUUUUCAAUUUCUCUAAAGCUUACGAGAUCUUGAAUGAAAUAUUGAUAUGUGAUGGUGCAAUUACUGAAACCAGCAAACAUUCGAUACUCAAAACAGUGGCGUCUAUGGACGCACUGGAAACGAGCGAUAACUUGGACCAGGUUCUCAGUUAA